AAACCCAUCUUCAGAAUCUCCCUCAUCAACCACGAAGCAAGCAGUCCGUCCUUGCUCCUUAACACCGAAGCCCUGCAAUUAUGAGGUUUUCUUCAUCUGCUCUGGUUUUCCUUGUUGCUGGGGUUUAUCUGUCCUCAGAGUGUUUCUGUACUGAAAUUAUUGGAAGAGAAGUGCAGCCACAUUCCAGGCCGUUUAUGGCUUCCAUCCAGUACCACAGCAAGCAUAUUUGUGGAGGAGUCCUGAUCCAUCCGCAGUGGGUGCUAACAGCCGCCCACUGCUACUCUUGGUUUCCCAGAGGCCGCUCUCCCACUGUGGUUUUAGGAGCACAUUCUCUUUCUAAGAAUGAGCCCAUGAAACAGACAUUUGAGAUUAAAGAAAUGGUCCCAUUCUCAAGAGUUCAGUCCGGUGUCCCAUCACAUGACAUCAUGCUGAUAAAGCUUCAUACUGCUGCAGAACUCAACAAGCAUGUCCAACUGAUUCACCUGAGAUCCAAAAACUAUAUUAGAGAUGGAACCAAAUGCCAGGUCACUGGCUGGGGAGCCACUAAGCCAGAUCUGUUAACCGCUUCUGAUACCCUGCGAGAAGUCACCGUUACCAUCAUAAGUAGGAAACGCUGUAACAGCCAAAGCUACUACAACCACAAACCGGUUAUAACCAAGGACAUGGUGUGUGCAGGCGAUGCCAGAGGCCAAAAGGAUUCCUGCAAGGGUGACUCUGGUGGCCCUUUGAUCUGCAAAGGUGUCUUCCAUGCUGUAGUCUCUCAGGGCUAUAAAUGUGGCAUUGCCAACAAGCCAGGAAUCUAUACCCUGCUGACCAAGAAAUAUCAGACCUGGAUCAAAAGCAAGCUCGCCCCAUCGGGUGCGCAUUGAGAUUGCAAGUGGUUUUCCUGGAACUGCCAGUCACGUGCUUUUGUCUCCAGGAUGCGUUUGCAGAGCGGCGUCCUCUUCAGAGGCUGUAGGGAGAGUGUGGCACAGCUGGGAUGUAUUUCUGUUCCUCAGAAAUUCAUUAUGUUAGGGAGCCAUACUCUUUUUUCACAUGUAUAAAUCAUUUCUUUUUACCAUGCUGGUUUCAUUCUAAAUAAAACAUGGAAAUCUG
Messenger RNA from Apodemus sylvaticus (European woodmouse), 1095 nucleotides. RefSeq names its product granzyme K (gene Gzmk). Gene Ontology annotation, biological process: proteolysis. Lineage: Eukaryota; Metazoa; Chordata; Mammalia; Rodentia; Muridae. The coding region runs from base 81 to 869 and encodes 262 amino acids. The record is from RefSeq and is a predicted model, not a curated record. The transcript has 5 exons. Gene Ontology annotation, molecular function: serine-type endopeptidase activity.